CCCAUCAGGGGUCCAUUCGCGUCGUGUUGCUCCGUCGGUCGUGUGUCCCCCAAAGGCUCCAAGCUCCGUCGUUCCUCUCCUCCUCCGCCGCCGCCGCCGCCGAAGCCGACGAGCAGUAGCCGGUAGGCAUGACGAGGCUCGCGGCAGCCGCGCUCCGGAGGGCCACCGCCGCAUCUGGGAUCCCCUCGUCCUCCUCGCGCUCGUCCGUGCUUGCUCCGUUCGCGCCUCGCCUCUUCUCCACCGAGGCGUCCGGAGAAACCCCCGCGGCGGGCGCCGCCGCCCAGGGGUCGCAGGACGAGCCUUUCUUCAAGCCUUCUGACGAAGGUGUGGCAUAUGGAAGGUUCUACAGUGUUAUUCCUGGAGGCAGCCGUCUCCCUAAGAGCAUGCUCAAAACUGAUAUUAUCCACCACCUUGAUAAAUCUGAACUGUCACUGGACGAUGUGAAGAUUGAUUAUAACAGGGGAUAUUAUCCAGUGGGCGCGUUGUUGAGGUUUUCUUCAGUGCCAUUAUUUAACACAGCAGUCAGGCAAACACGAGAAGGUCGUCAGUACAGGCUUGAGAUGAUCAGUCGUGAGGAGUUUGAUCUGAAGCAGUCUUAUGAUGGAAAAGCUAUACUAUUGCAAGGAGUCCCUCGAAAUGCUGUACCAGAGGACAUAGAACGAUUCCUGUGUGGCACCAAUGUUGAACCUCCGCCAUUUGAAAGCUUUCUCAGACCUGGUGUCCCAGAUCCUAUCAGAGUGGUGCUGGUUAAAUUCCGCUCAAGGACUGAUGCCGCCAAUGCUUUCAUUACUAAGAACCGGGGUUUCUGCCUGAACAACCCUGUGAGCAUGCGUGUUCUUCAAUAGCCCGUCCAUUUUUAUCGUGCUUAUGGCAAUCAGCUCCAAAAUGAACCCUCUCAGCCUUUGGAUCUGAACUCCUAUCUGCAAAUGUGGUAGAAAGUUUGACUUUGUACGUUUGCACUCUACUGUCAGUCGCUUUUAUGUUAUUUUGUUUGUGCUUUUAGUUGUGCUACUUCAUUUCUCUAAUUUCAUGUGUAAACUGGAAGUUGCUGUUGCCCCCAGUUUACAACAGAAACAUCAGAAGGAAUUAUCCGUAAUAAAUGUUCAAAAUUGCACAUUUCUUUUCCA
This is a messenger RNA of Oryza sativa Japonica Group (Japanese rice), 1127 nucleotides long. RefSeq lists its product as uncharacterized. Lineage: Eukaryota; Viridiplantae; Streptophyta; Magnoliopsida; Poales; Poaceae. The record is from RefSeq and is a predicted model, not a curated record.